AUGUCUCAAACCCUCCCCUCUAUGCGCCUGCGCGCCUCACAUCGUGUGCACGGCACUUUGACGCAGAUACAUGACCCAGGGUAUAUCUCGCGAUCAGGCCCAUCCACAGAGAGGGGCACAGGAAGUCAGCACAAGAAGGGUAAAAGCUCGCGAGGUAAUGAAACGCUGAAGUACGAUCAAUGCAUCUUCGUACAUUACUACAAGAUGAAGAAACGCCUCAAGAUCUGCCCCAUCAUCAUGAAAGCGGCCGCUGGGCCGAAAGAUCCCGAUAUUGGUCCCCCGGAUGACCACGACGACUUUGAGACAGAGCAAGUCCCAUCGAAUGCGAAGCAUGCGCCGGAAUCAACCAGCGCAAUAACGAGCGAUUUUGAUCUGCGUCUCCUGUGCAAGGAUAGUGAUAUCCCCGACGAUAUCCCCACAUUCCUUCAGGAUCUCAGCCCCAGAUCGAAGUAA
Molecule: messenger RNA, 453 nt
Organism: Postia placenta MAD-698-R-SB12
Lineage: Eukaryota; Fungi; Basidiomycota; Agaricomycetes; Polyporales; Adustoporiaceae
Exons: 3
Coding region: 1-453 (150 amino acids)
Source: RefSeq, a predicted model, not a curated record